AUCUGAAUUAAUCACCCUAACCAAAGCUCUAAUCACAAUACACUUAGCUAUAUAUCACAUCUCCCCUAAUCCUUCUCCUACAUCAUCAAAUAAAACCAGCUAGGUUGAAAGGUAAACUGUUACCAUGAAGACAGAAAUACUAUUUCUAGCUUCCCUAUUCCUUGUCAUUUGUUGUAAGACACUUUGUCACCCUGAGCACAACCCUCAUACUAGGGCAAAGCAACUUAAGAAUGUAUAUGAAUCGAUGAUCGAAUCAAAAAAGAAAAAUAAUCCGAGUAUACAUGAGAGUAGACAUGAAGUUGAUGCGAAGAGCUUUCAGAAAGCCGCGAAAGGAGUUUAUGGUGGUGGGGAUACGCUUCGGCCUCGCUCUGUACCUAAAAAGAGUGGAGCAAGCUCUUUACUCUUGAAAUCCUCUACCCUCCUCUGUUCUACACUCAGACAUGUUACAGUAGGGUUUAUAGUUUUUGUUGCGUUAUUUUGAGUCCUAGAUUGGGGUGAGUAUACCAUAAUUGGAACACAGUUAAGGAGCAACUUGGUGUUUUGUAACAAGAUAUUUGGAUGGUGCUAGUGUGUUUGCCUAAUUUUCUUUUAAACUAAAUUAAUUUUUGCAGUAUUUUGAGAAA
This is a messenger RNA of Jatropha curcas, 623 nucleotides long. RefSeq lists its product as uncharacterized. The record is from RefSeq and is a predicted model, not a curated record. Lineage: Eukaryota; Viridiplantae; Streptophyta; Magnoliopsida; Malpighiales; Euphorbiaceae.